Molecule: messenger RNA, 3093 nt
Organism: Cryptotermes secundus
Lineage: Eukaryota; Metazoa; Arthropoda; Insecta; Blattodea; Kalotermitidae
Product: TBC1 domain family member 2B
Exons: 18
Coding region: 184-2760 (858 amino acids)
Source: RefSeq, a predicted model, not a curated record
UUUGUAAUCCGUGCCAAUCUGUGAUCGUGAGGAAUUGCUUGUAAAUCGUGAUGUGUACUUGCAUUUGUAGGUUACUGAAGAAUUUUAAAAUUUUAAAAUGCGAUAUGCCCAGUGGGACAGGUUGAAAUUCGGAUUUGAAAGGCAACUAAAGACGUUGCAAGAAAUGAGUGACAGAGGUUGAAGAUGAAUAUUGAAGCUAGUAGUAAUGAAGAAUCUCAGCAGAUUCAACCUAGACUGUGUGGCUACAUGACAGUUGGUUGGAACAAGGUUCCAAGCAAAUCCCGAUGGCUGGUUCUUUCGUCUGACAAUUGCAGGCUCUAUGUAUAUAAGACUGAGCAUGAUCCUGUGCCAAUAAAAGAUCUGGAUAUUUCACGUGCGGUUUUCCUGUACGAUUCCACGAAAGGUGAAGAUGCUCAAUUCUGGAUAAGAAGUGGUGCAGAAAGUCUGCAAAUCAAGGCUGGAAAUCUCCAGAGACGUGACUACUGGUUGGCACGUUUACGACAGGAGAGGAGGAGUUUUGGUGCAAGAUGCUUAUAUCUUAUCCAACACCCCGAGCUGUGGGCGUGCUUUGCUCUUAGAGGAAAUCUGGGCACUCUUCUGUGUAUGUUUCAGAUGAGACAGCCUCACACAGGUCUUUUGUCCCCUAUAUUUAAAAGCAGUACUUCACAGGUGCCACAGGAAGUUGAUGCAGUACCUGAAAGUCCAACUAUGGAGCCUCCUGUUGUGUUGAGACGUCGUCCUGAACGUGCAGAUUGUCAUGAAACGUCUCUAUUCAGUGGAAGCAGCCAGGGAGCACAGAAAUCAGCUUCUGAAAGAAAUAAUGAUGAUGCAUCAAACCUAUCUCCGUACACAUUUUCUAGUCUUGGCAAACGCAUCAGGCAUUCUUUCAGGGAGAAACGCCGUAGCCUUAGACUGAGUGGUAAUGCUCGCCACAAAUCUGACUCGUCAGCAGGAGAUUGUGAUGAAUGUAAACAGUUUUCUAGUCAAGUGUUUGUGUUGCAAGAAGAUCUGAAAGCCACAGAGGAUGAAUAUGAGGCUUCUAGACAAGUGAUUGAGAUUCUCCAGGCUCAAGUUGAAGUUCUCACAAGGGAGAAGGAAGUAUUGUUGGAAGCCCAUAAACGAGCAUUGGAAAGUGGAGAAAAUGAAAUGCUUGGAAUUCUGCAGGAGAAGGAAGUGGCUCUGACAACUUUGGAGCAGCAGUGCCGAAAGCUGGGCAUGCAGGAAGAGCAAUUGGAAGGGAAAGUUGAGCAACUGCAGGAUGACACUGCAUUAUAUAGGGAACUGCUUCAGGCAAAAGACCGGGCUAUUGUGGAGCUGACAAACCAGCUACACGACUCCAAAGCAGCCGGUGUGAAAAGAAGCACACAGGCAACUCAAACUGAUAAAAUGUUGGGGAGCUUGACUGAUGCCCUUGAAGCCUACACUUCCCAGAAUCAGUUCUUAAAUGAAGAACUGUUGGAAGUGAACCAGUUAUUGCAAGAGUCCAUGCAUCGAGAAGAAAAAUUGCUUGUUGAAGCAAGCGAGUGGGAGGCCCGCUUCUAUCAAAUCCAGAGCAAGUACAUGCUGUUACUUAAUGAGCUACAGACCCCGGAAAGCAGCCAGAACAGUGUCAGGUUCCGUGAACUGAUUGCGCGGCUUAUGGGUGACUCAGUGACAGGAAGUACGCCAUCAUUAAGAAGUUCCAGCAAAACCUACAAUGUGUAUGGGUUCCAGCAAGAAGUAGUUUCAGAGAAGUCACCAGUAUCACAGGAGUUGAAUAAGAAGCAUCUGGCCCAGUGGGAUGGGAUUGUAACUUCUUUGGAGAGUCUGGAGCUCCACCAUAUUCCUGGAUUAAAAGCAUUGAUACGCAGUGGGAUUCCAUAUCAUCACAGAGGCCGUGUGUGGAAAGCAAUGUUGGAUCAUCAUCUGCGAGGAUUUUGGAAGUACUCUGAACCGGAAUAUUACAAAGAAAUUUUCCAAGUUGCCUCACAGCCUCAUAUGUCCCCUGCAGCCAAACAGAUUGAAACCGAUUUGUUGCGGACAUUGCCCAGCAACAAGCAUUAUGAGUGUAUGAAUGCUGACGGUAUCCCAAAGUUACGCCGGGUCUUGCUUGCUUUCAGUAUUUACAAUGCAGAUGUUGGAUAUUGUCAGGGUUUGAACAGGAUAGUUGCAAUACUGUUGUUGUUCUUGUCUGAGGAAGAUGCUUUCUGGGGCUUAGUGUACAUUGUUGAGAAACUGAUGCCUUCAGAUUACUAUGGUCAACAGCUUACAGGAGCUCAGAUAGAUCAAUUUGUGCUCAAGGAUUUGAUUGCUGAAAAAUUACCCCGUUUAGCAUCUCACUUGGCCUGCUACAGCGUGGACAUAUCACUAGUCACUUUCAACUGGUUCUUGUGUAUAUUUAUUGACAGCCUUCCUGUGGAUUUGUUCUUGCAAGUGUGGGAUGCAUUUUUGUUUGAGGGCUCCAAGGUCCUGUUCCGCUAUGCGCUGGCAGUACUGAAACUGAACGAAGCUGAAGUGAUGAAACAGACCGAUUAUGUGAGCAUCCUCAUGACUCUGAAAAAUCGUGUGGAGAACACUGUAGAUUUUGAUGGAGUGAGUCAAGUGGCAUUCCAGGAUCUUAACCCUUUCCCCAUGAAAAUUAUCUCCCAGAAGAGGGAGUAUCAUCGGAAAAACCUGAAGAUAGAAUCUGAGAAGUUGGAGUCUGUGCGGCGAGAGUACCGGCAGAAAAUGGUGGGAGAAUCUCCAGAUAGUAAUGGGAGUAAAACGAGGUUUUUUAACUAAUUUUCUGUGUACAAUUGCAAGAUUAUGGCAAGUCCCAGUGAUAUUUUGAACAGUGGUAAGGCAUGGAGGAGCAUUUUAGUGUAUCUUUGGAUGAAUUCUGUGUCUUCAUCACGUCUUCUCUAUGGGCACUGGAACUUUGCCCAUUGUCCAAUAUUCAGAACGGUACACAGUAUUUCAGAAACUGGAUCUGUUUCUGUCCUCAGGUGAAAAGAUGGGAAGGCGCUUACUCUGUUGAGUCCAUUAGAAAGCUAUUAUCCCAGUUGCUGGAUAAAUCUAUUGGACAAGCCCAAAAACCAGCAAUAUUAUGUGUAAUUGUACAGUGCGUACAAUCAA